Grosmannia clavigera kw1407 is the source of this 1569-nucleotide messenger RNA. RefSeq names its product serine palmitoyl transferase subunit. Gene Ontology annotation, molecular function: pyridoxal phosphate binding; serine C-palmitoyltransferase activity. The record is from RefSeq and is a predicted model, not a curated record. Gene Ontology annotation, cellular component: endoplasmic reticulum. The transcript is spliced from 5 exons. NCBI's taxonomy places the organism in Eukaryota, Fungi, Ascomycota, Sordariomycetes, Ophiostomatales, Ophiostomataceae. The coding region runs from base 1 to 1569 and encodes 522 amino acids. Gene Ontology annotation, biological process: sphingosine biosynthetic process; ceramide biosynthetic process.
AUGGAUUUCCACGAGAUCCCCGGCCAGGUCACUGUGUGGCUUGAUGCCGCCUCGCACACUUUCCAGCGAGUGCCUGGAUCGGCUGUUUUGAUUCGAUAUGUCCGGUCGAGCUACCAGAACGAUCCUAUUCGGUCGGCCAUCGAGCUGAUCCUCGUCCUCUUCUUUAUCCGCUACCUCCUCUCGCCGUCAUACUCGACCUCGAAGCAGAACUUCGUCAAGCUCACCGAGGAUGAAAUUGAUGAGCUGGUCGAAGAUUGGACUCCUGAGCCUCUUGUCGAGACUCUGACGCCCAUGCAAGAAAUCGAAGCCGACAGGCUCCCCGUUCUCGUCGGUCCUACAGGCCCUAAGGUCAAGCUGUCGUCCGGGCGCACUGUUGUUAACCUGGCUUCCUACAACUUCUACAACUUCAAUGCAAACGAGCUCAUCAAAGAGAAGGCAAUCCAGACACUCCGAACAUACGGCGUAGGCCCUUGCGGACCGCCUCAGUUCUACGGUACCCAGGAUGUCCACAUGAAGGCCGAGGCUGACAUUGCCGCCUACCUUGGCACCGGUGGCUGCAUCGUCUAUGCCCAGGCCUUUUCUACUAUCUCCAGCGUGAUCCCGGCUUUUUGCAAGCGUGGCGACGUCAUUGUGGCCGACCGUGCUGCCAAUUACUCUAUCCGCAAAGGCCUCGAUGUUUCCCGCAGCACCAUCCGCUGGUACAACCACGGCGACUUGAAGGACCUCGAGCUCCAGAUGAAGAAGGUCGCAGACGAGCAGGCCCGUAAGAAGAAGCUGACGCGUCGCUUUAUCGUCAUGGAGGCCGUGUCAGAGACUGUUGGCGAUGUCACGGACCUGCCGAAGCUGAUCGAACUCAAGGAAAAAUACAAGUUCCGCCUGAUUCUGGACGAAACCUGGUCCUUCGGCGUCCUCGGACGAACGGGCCGUGGCUUGACGGAAGCUCAGAAUGUAGACCCUUCGCAGAUCGACAUGAUUGUUGGCUCUCUCGCUGGUCCGCUGUGUGCCGGUGGUGGAUUCUGUGCCGGCGAGAAGGACGUGGUGGAGCACCAGCGCCUCAUGGCUGCAUCGUACACGUUCUCGGCAGCACUGCCGGCCAUGCUGGCCACGACGGUCAGCGAGACCAUCAACCUGCUGCAGACCAACCCCGAGAUCCUGCAGCAGUGCCGGGACAACAUCAAGACUAUGAAGGCACAGCUGGACCCGCGCAGUGACUGGAUCACUUGCACGAGCGCUCCGGAUAAUCCUAUCAUGCUGCUCGUACUCAAGCCGGACGUGAUUCGGAGUAAGAGGCUCACUUCAGAGGACGAGGAAAAGCUGCUUCAGGAGUGUGUAGACGAGGCUCUGGCCAAUGGUGUGUUGAUUACACGGCUAAAGACGCUUCCCAUCACCAGCUCCCAGAGUCCCAAGGAGGCAGCUGAAUGGACGGUGCGACCGGCUCUGAAGGUGUGCAUCACCGUGGGUUUGAGCAAGAAGGACAUUGAGAAGGCCGGCGUGACCAUCCGCCAUGCCAUAACUAAGGUAAUGACAAGGAAGGCCAGCAGCAAGCUGGGUCUCCCGGUUGUUGCAUAG